AACACACCUGCAAAUUUUCCACUUUCACCUCUUACUGUUUCGGAAGUGAAAGUUUUCUCUCAUUUCACUGAAAUUGACCGUUAAGUGCUAAUUAUUAUAUUAACAACGAAAGUUAACAACGGUAUUUGCGUGAAAGAUGUGUAAAAUGUUGAAUAUUGUUAAUUUUAUAAUAUGUGUGGCCACAUUCAGUCAGACGAUGGACCCUUGUAUAGCUAUGAAGCGCGGUCCUCAUCAUCCGCGUAGUGAGCAAUCGAAAACGCGUAAAGUGGAUCAGCAUUUGACGCAUGAAGAGCACCGCAUCGAUGACGACCUUAAGGAUAUGGGCAUCAAUGUAAACUUGGAGGACAUGUCCGAGGAGGAGAAGAAUUUUUACUAUUUUAAGAUACACGACAGCGACAAUAACAAUGCACUCGAUGGACUGGAGAUGCUGCAAGCAGCCAUACAUCAAGAUGAGCAUUUCAAAAAAGUCGAUCGCGAUAACUUUUUGCACAAUGCCAGCGAAGAAUUAACUCACAUCAUUGAGGUUAUUGAUGAGUUCCUGCAAAUUGCGGAUGCUAAUAAGGAUGGCUUCCUACAUUAUCCAGAAUAUGUGAAAGCUGUUACUGGUGCUCCAGAGGGAGCAUAAGGUGCUUAAUAAGAGUUCAAUGAUAACCAGAGAGGAAAGGUGAAGAGUAGUUAAAUAAUAGUUUUAGGAAAAUUAGCUCAACUUUUGAAAGCAAGUAAAUGCUCCGGUUUUUGCCAAAAAAAAAAAAAA
Molecule: messenger RNA, 754 nt
Organism: Ceratitis capitata (Mediterranean fruit fly)
Lineage: Eukaryota; Metazoa; Arthropoda; Insecta; Diptera; Tephritidae
Product: multiple coagulation factor deficiency protein 2 homolog
Exons: 4
Coding region: 137-625 (162 amino acids)
Molecular function (GO): calcium ion binding
Source: RefSeq, a predicted model, not a curated record